AUGUCGUAUCCAUUUCUGGAAAUACUUUUCCAUACGUAUCAAUCACAGAUUGAAAACAAAGAUGAUGCACUCAUUAUCUUUACACAUUGGUGUAUGAUCUCACAUGGUUUUCAACGACUGAAUGGCAAUCAAAAAACGGAAUUGUUACCCAAUGAUUGGACAAAGAGGUCGGAUAAUUCCAUUACAAUGGAAUAUACGAAGAACGACAUUGGCUACAAUUUGAAAUUAUUUGAUGUUGAAGGCGUUUUCUUUGCUCAUCUGUUUCGGAACAAACAAGGCCGACAUGUAGAAAUCAGUUUUAGUGUUAACGAUCAUGUUCAUGAAAACUACAAAGAAUUUCAAUCGGCUUAUAAGAAUUUGAAUGAUUUGAAGAAAGAAUUUCAUGAAAAUAUCGAAUCAUUAAUGAACGGUAGUUCAGAUUCCAAUACCACUAGUGACAGUACCACAACUGGUAGUGCUCGAACAGGAAGUUCAAGUAAUCAACAGCAACAGCAGCAAACCGGUGCUCGACGUCAAAUUCCUGAUGAUCCUUUGAUCGAUCCUCUAGCUGCUGGUCGACGACCUCAUCCAUAUGCCGGUGCUUGGGGACCGAUUCCCGGUGGUUAUGGUCCUGGUAUGGGCGCCUAUGGUAGUUCGGAUCUUGAUCCAUUUGGACGUAACACUCGAGGAGGAGGUAUGAAUAUGGAUCCAUCUAUGUUUCAACCGGGAAUGAGACCACCCAUGGCUCGAUUUCAACCGCCAGGUCCUCAACGUGGUCCCUAUGGUCUUGAUCCGUUCCAAGAACCAAAUCCUGAUCAUUUACCGAUGCCUGGGUCACAUCUCGAUGACAUGUAUAAUUAA
Adineta ricciae is the source of this 840-nucleotide messenger RNA. NCBI's taxonomy places the organism in Eukaryota, Metazoa, Rotifera, Eurotatoria, Adinetida, Adinetidae. The record is from the annotation of a GenBank genome assembly.